AUGGACUCCAUACAAUCCACCACUGCAGUUGUUGCUCUUGCCCCUCAAGAUGGCAAGAGGAAUUGGAAGCUUCAGCAACUCCAGCUACCAGAGCCUGAUGAAACUGAAGCUAUGGUGGAAAUGGUUGCUUCGGGAGUCUGCCAUACUGACCUGGGCUGUGGAACCGACCCUGAUGGAACGCCAGGAUUUCCUGUUCCUCCGUACCCACGGGUUUUAGGUCAUGAAGGCGCUGGUUACGUUCGGGCUGUCGGCUCAAAAGUCACCAAGGUCAAGCCUGGCGAUGCCGUUCUCCUCUCUUUUGCGUUCUGCAGGCAAUGCCACAACUGCAAAUUCGGCGCUCCUGGCUAUUGCCACGAAUUUACUGCUCUCAACUUCUCAGGCUCACGGGAGGCUUUUCGGAUUUCGAAGCCUGCCUCUCAGAAGGUCGGGGGUUCUUUCUUUGGACAGUCGAGCUUUGCGAAGCUCACGCGUGUCCAAGAGACAUCGCUUACCGGCUCAGGCACUAUCACCGAACUGGCAGCCGCGAAACCGGAUGACAAGGUUGCCAUUAUGGGCUUGGGUGGCGUUGGUCUGGCGGCCAUUAUGGGUGCGAAACUCAGAGGUUGCAAAACCAUCAUCGGAAUCGAUCGAGUCCCCGCAAGAAUCGAGAUGGCAAAACGACUGGGAGCGACACACGGCAUAGACACAUCAUCGGUCGCUAAUCUCGGUGAUGAAGUUCGCAAGAUAACAGAUGGCUCAGGGAGUACAGUCACUGUUGACGCAACAGGUGUAAUGUUCUUGAUCCAGCAAGGUCUUGACUUCACCGCCAACCAGGGUAAGAUGGUUCUUCUUGGUGUUGCACCAAUGACAGCUGGCUUGGAGAUCUCGGUUGUUCCCUUCAUGGUUGUAAGUAUCUCGUAG
This is a messenger RNA of Fusarium musae, 900 nucleotides long. RefSeq lists its product as uncharacterized. The record is from RefSeq and is a predicted model, not a curated record. Gene Ontology annotation, molecular function: zinc ion binding; oxidoreductase activity. NCBI's taxonomy places the organism in Eukaryota, Fungi, Ascomycota, Sordariomycetes, Hypocreales, Nectriaceae. Bases 1 to 900 code for a protein of 299 amino acids. The transcript is spliced from 4 exons.